AUGUCACAGGAACAGCGCCACGUCCCCGUGGUGUUCCCGUUGCUGUGGGACACGGAGGCCUCAGGCUACAGGCUGCAGACGUGUGCAGCGCAGCCAAAAUGCUCCAGCACGUGGCUGCUGCAGUUUGCACUCUGGCACCUCAUGUCUACAUUCCGAGCAGCUCCUCCUUCGCUGGAUGUCCAGCUGAGGAUAAAUAAGGUGAUAAUUGAGAUAGAACUUCCUGUCUCUCACGCUGCUGUCUGUCCACAGGGCACAAAAGCAGCACCAGCACCUCCUGGAGGUCCCUCUGCUUCCAAAGAGGAGGCCAAAGAGGAGGAAGACAGCAGUGAGCUUCCCGCUGCUCUGGGGGACAAUGGUGAACUUCCCUCAGUGCCGGGAGAUGACAGUGAACUUCCCGCUGCUCUGGGAGACGAGGGCGAACAUCCCGCGGUAUGGGAAUGCAACGGCGAGGCUCCCGCGGGGUGGGACAAGGACAGGGGACAUCUCCCGGUGUGGGACGAGGAUGGUGGAUGUGCCCUGGAGUGGGACCAGAAUGGCCAAGCUCCCACGGAGUGGGACGAGGACAACGGACAACUCACAGUGUGGGAUGAGGAUGGAGGACAUCUCCCAGUGUGGAAUGAGGAUGAAGGACAACUUCCAGUGUGGGAUGAGGAUGAAGGACAUCUUCCGGAGUGGAAUGAGGAUGGAGGACAUCUUCCGGAGUGGGAUGAGGAUGGAGGAUAUCUCCCAGUGUUGGAUAAGGAUGGAAGACAUCUCCCAGUGUGGAAUGAGGAUGGAGGACAUUUCCCGGAGUGGAACGAGGACAACAGACAACGCGCCGUGUGGGAUGAGGAUGGAGGACAUCACCCAGAGUGGGAUGAGGAUGGAGGACAUCUCCCAUCGCCCAUCCUCCUCCCACAGGAUGGAGGACAUCCUGUGUCUUGGGAAGAGGAGAGUGAACAUCUCCCAGCAUGGGAAGUGGACAGUGACCAUCCCCUGGCUUGGAAAGAUGAUGGCGAACCUGCAGUAUUUUGGGAAGAGGAUGGAGAAGCUGCAGCAUUUUGGGAAGAGGAUGGAAAACCUCCCUCUGCUUGGGAAGAGGACAAUGAAGCUCCCUCUACUGUGGGAUCCUGGGCUGAACAUUCUGACAGCAGCACAGUCCUGCAGCCAGAGGGGAGAGGGGAGUGGUGCCUGAUGCAGCUGAGGAACACCGUGAGCGAGGCGGAGCCUGCCCAGAAAUACCUGGAGGUGGAGCAGAUUGGCCAAGGGGCUUUCGGAACCGUUUACAAAGGACUCGACAGGGCCACUGGAGGAGAGGUGGCCAUCAAGAAAAUGAGUCUCAGAGGGCAGAACAGGGAACGAGCUGUGAAUGAGAUCCUGCUCCUGAAGGACAAGAAGAACCCCAACAUUGUCAAAUUUCUGGACACCUUCCUUGUUGAUGGAGAUGUCUGGCUGGUGAUGCAAUACAUGGAUGGAGGAACUUUGCAGGACGUUGUCAGACAGAUACGCAUGGCUGAAGGAGAGAUGGCAGCUGUCAGUCGGGAGUGUCUGCAGGGCCUGGAUUUCCUCCAUUCCAACUGGGUGAUCCACAGGGAUCUGAAGAGCUCCAACAUCCUCCUGGGCAUGGACGGCUCUGUCAGGCUGGUUUUUGGGACAGGGCAUCAGGAAUGCAUCUACUUGAGUGUCAGUGGCAUUGCAGAGAUGCACUUGAUUCUGGGGAGCUGUGAGGAGAUGGCAGUGUCAGAUGCAGAUAUCCGUGUGGAUGCAGAGAUCUCCCUGCAGAUCCAUGGGGAUGCAGAGAUCCCCCUGCAGCCCGCGGAGCAGCCACGCUGA
Molecule: messenger RNA, 1812 nt
Organism: Melospiza melodia melodia
Lineage: Eukaryota; Metazoa; Chordata; Aves; Passeriformes; Passerellidae
Exons: 12
Coding region: 1-1812 (603 amino acids)
Biological process (GO): regulation of axonogenesis; regulation of actin cytoskeleton organization; protein phosphorylation
Cellular component (GO): cytoplasm
Molecular function (GO): ATP binding; protein serine/threonine kinase activity
Source: RefSeq, a predicted model, not a curated record